Messenger RNA from Suillus clintonianus, 2092 nucleotides. Its product is annotated as major facilitator superfamily domain-containing protein. Lineage: Eukaryota; Fungi; Basidiomycota; Agaricomycetes; Boletales; Suillaceae. The transcript has 11 exons. Gene Ontology annotation, cellular component: fungal-type vacuole membrane. Gene Ontology annotation, biological process: basic amino acid transport; transmembrane transport. The record is from RefSeq and is a predicted model, not a curated record. The coding region runs from base 148 to 1971 and encodes 607 amino acids. Gene Ontology annotation, molecular function: basic amino acid transmembrane transporter activity.
UUGAGGCCAAAUCUAGCACGGGCGCUGCGCUCAGGACUCUGCGACUAUCUUUCCUUCCGUUUGGGCUGCCUAUAUAGGAGACUAGCUGUGUCUGUUGUAUAUGUCGUAUACGCGGGUGACCCUUGACCUUAGACCUCAACUACAAGUAUGGCUCUUGUCAAGUCCAUCCUCCGCCGCUUCAAGGGCAAGAACGCAGAGCAUCAAGCUUCUCCACAACUCUCCAACUUGAAUGAUGGGCCACCUAAGGCUGAGGGUGGUUUCUGGAAGAGGUUUGAUUGGCGGUUGAUGUGCGCUUUGGUCAUCCCAGUGAUACUGGAGACUUUAGAUUAUACGGUCGUCGCCACUGCGCAACCUCGUAUUGCAUCUGUAUUCAAUGCUCUAAACCUGCAAAGCUACAUUGGCACGUCAUAUUUGUUAGCAUCAACAGUUUUCUUGCCCUUCUUCGCGUCCAUUGCCGAUAUCUAUGGCCGUCACUUUGGACUUCAAUUGUCUCUUCUAUCUUUCCUUGUUGGCAGCGCCCUCAGUACGGGAGCUGUCAAUAUGAUAAUGCUUUUGGUUGGUAGAGGAAUAGCUGGUAUUGGAGCUGCUGGUUUGUUGACAAUUGUGCGGACAAUAUUGUCAGAUUCAUCCUCGCUGGACACGAACAAUAUCCAGCAAUCCUCCAUGUUUAUUUUGUAUUUUAUCGGCUUCAGUAUAGGCCCCGUCAUCGGUGGUUACCUCAUUACUGUCAGCUUCCGCUGGGUGUUCGCGAUCAAUAUUCCAUGCGUUGCUCUUGCCAUGGUUUUGUGUUUCUUUUUGCUCCGCAAACGUGUAAAAGGUGCUAAGCCAUCUGAGGAACUUCCAAAUUCCGCCACGUCUAUGACAUGGAUCGCUAAGCUAGCCCUCAUCGACUGGAUCGGAACGUUCCUCUUCGUUAUAGGAGCCAUCCUCAUUCUGCUUGCGCUGAACUGGGGUCCCAAUGACGACUGGAAGACUACCCGUGUCAUAGUCUGCCUGGUUAUUGGUGUCAUCUUCUUUGUGACCUGCAUUCUUUGGGAGCUCGCCUUGGAGCGGAAGCACCAGGCUUCUACCGUAGCAAUUUCGGCACUCUAUCAGGUGCAGCCUAUGCUGCCUCUCGAGCUUUUCCGGUCCUACGACAUAUGUGCCUUGCAGUAUGCUUCCUUCGUAUCUGGCAUCGUCACAUUUGUGAUGUUCUACUUCGUCGCAAUAUUUAUGACUGUGGUCACUGGUUUACCGCCUGAUCAAGCCGGUAUACAGCUUCUCUAUUUUGCUCCUGGCAUUGGAUGUGGUAGCUUGGUAUCCAUACGGUUGAUCAAGCGUUUCAGACAGCCGAUAUAUCCAAUCGUUGCUGGAUCAAUCGUCAUGACUGUUAGUUUGGGUCUCAUUCAGAUGGGCAUGCAGAAGAAUGUGCAAGGGCUUGUUGAUGGUUUCAUGUGUGUGGCAGGUUUCGGGGUUGGUCUACCAGCUGGCCCUGUUGUCGUUCAAGCACGUUUUUUGAUGCCAGACCACGUCGCCGUAACCAACGCUCUGAUGCUUUUCUUCCGCGCCCUCGGUGGAACCGCUGGUCUAGCGCAGUGCUUCACUGUCAUGAACGCCAAAGUCAACUCCUAUGUUGUAGGGCAGAUACGAAGCGGCGUCGUCUCAGGCUCUGACCUCGACGUCCUUGAAGCGCUUUACAGCAGUGGUGGCCUCAACUCCAUCCAGUCGCUCGAAGGUCUGCCACCGGUUGUUCAGCAAAUCAUUCGCGAUGCUUACAGGAACGGUGUCCGUUGGAGCUUCAUCUCCCUCAUUCCUUGGGCCGGCUUGGCAGUCAUCCUGUCUUUGUCCCUUUCCAAGAUCCCCGAUCCUGAUGCUCAGAGGACCGGUCAUGAUGAAGAAAUGAAACUACCAGAAAGAGACGAGACGCAAAAGCCUUUUGAUGAACAGGGUGAAGAACGUGAUGGUACCCUCAUUCAGCAGCAGGAUCGUUAAAACUUUGUUGAGACUUCCAUGACCCCGCGAAAUUUGAUCGCAGUGAACUGGUAGAGGCUGUCAAAUGAUUCGUAUUCUUCUUCUCAAACUGAAUUAUGCAUUUACUCUUUCCUCCUAUCCU